Messenger RNA from Meloidogyne enterolobii, 464 nucleotides. The record is from the annotation of a GenBank genome assembly. NCBI's taxonomy places the organism in Eukaryota, Metazoa, Nematoda, Chromadorea, Rhabditida, Meloidogynidae.
UUUUCGAGUUAUUGCUGCAGAUGUUCCUUUGCUUGUUGUUAUUCCUUUUAUGCUUGGAUUUUAUUUCCAAAUGCUAGUUACCAGUCCACUUAGGGUGGUACGUAUAAAUUUUUUUGGAUGUAAUGUUUUUAGUAUCUUUAUAUUUCUCACCUCCCUGUCUUUUAUCUUCAGACAUAAAAUAUAAUAAAAAAUUUUAGGCUAUUUUUCAAUCACCGUUAUUUUUCCCAUGGAAGGAAUGAGCGAUGGGUGUCGUCCAUUUUAAAAUAAUUUGUGCAUCUGUAUUAAUGGGACCGGACUGGUGGUUAAAAACUGCUUUCGAACAGAUUUAUGCUGAUGGAAUUUGGAACUUUCAGCUAAAGGAGUUAUAUAUUAAUAUGGUUAUACCAGUUGGGAAUGCAUUUUCAUUUUUAAUCGCUUUCCCUUAUGUGGCCAGCAAAUUUAUACUGCUUUUCGUUGGUGAGUAA